This is a messenger RNA of Drosophila hydei, 832 nucleotides long. RefSeq lists its product as uncharacterized. The transcript has 2 exons. Bases 137 to 721 code for a protein of 194 amino acids. Lineage: Eukaryota; Metazoa; Arthropoda; Insecta; Diptera; Drosophilidae. The record is from RefSeq and is a predicted model, not a curated record.
AAUUGAUAGUUUUUUAGAUUUUAGUUUUUGUUCAGAUUUUCGGGAACUUGAAUUGCAACGACUAAUCGAUAUAUUUCUUGCAUAUUGACUUAUAAAGAUAUUUGAGAGCAAACGUAAUAUACUGAUUUUUUUCGAUAUGGGCGCAAACAAUAGCAAACCGCAAACUGUGCAAAUACCAAAUACAUCACCAUUUCAAAUCAGCCGGGAAGUUUUGGAGCGCGUCGAGAAGGCAACCAAAGCGGAAAAGGGACCCAUUGCCACAACAGUUCCUGUUCCCGUACCCGUUACUGCUGCGUGUGAGCAUUGUAAUCGUAAAACAACAGCAGCAGCAGCUGGUGGAGAUGCCGCUGCAGCUGGAACGAGCGGCAGCAAUGAAAAACAGGCGCAGGUGCAAACGUAUCAGCAGCAACAGGUGGCACUCUCUUCAUCUUGGGCACGGCGCUCAACAGAAAUAGAGGAGACUCAAUUUACGAAAACAUUAGAUCGAGUGCACAAUUUGUUUGGGCAGCCUGUUAAAUGGGCCAAGGCCAAUGAAUGUACAGCGGAUAUUGAUAAAAUGGAAAAGCAAUUGAUAAACUGCUAUCACCAGUACGGCAAGGAGCCAUUGAAAUGUGCCGCCUUGGCUAAAAUAUACCACACCUUUGUUUUCAAUAAGCAGGUGGAUGCCGUCCAGAGUACAAAGCACGAUGAUCAGGAUGUAAAGGGGGCCGAUAAUAAUUGAUGCUUGGUUCUUCUGUCUCGCUCGAUUGACAAUAAACUAAAACGAAUGCGUAUUAUUGAAAUAUCAUAGAGAUUUUAAAUAUAACGACCGCAUUAAUUGUACAUAGCUGAU